Molecule: messenger RNA, 1068 nt
Organism: Closterium sp. NIES-65
Lineage: Eukaryota; Viridiplantae; Streptophyta; Zygnematophyceae; Desmidiales; Closteriaceae
Source: the annotation of a GenBank genome assembly
AUGGCUCGCACCAUCGGGAUCGCCGCCGCCGCUCGGCCCGUCGUGACGCCAACUCGCCGCUUCGUGUCCCUCGUGGCUUCCGCCGCGGCGCUUUUGCUCCUCGCAAACGCCGCCCUGCCGGCGCUUGCGGAUUCGACUCAGAUGGCGGCUGCAAGCCGUCGGGUCAUGAAAGCCGCCGCACUCGUUGCAGCACCGGCGCCCGGAGCAGGGACCGGGGCACCCGCGGUUGGCGCGCCACCGCCGCCGCUGGCGCCGCUCGAUCAGUACUACGACAAUGACUACAUGCAGGACUACACCCUGGAGCAAGUGAUCGCAGCCGCGUCGCCUCAGGCUGCGCCGGGCGCGCCGCCGUCCUUGCCGCGGUCCUUGCGGUUGAAGGUCCCGUACACAAUCAAGUUCGCGGACGUGUCCAAGCUGUACUACAUUCUUAACUACCUCGCAAACUCGGUGUGCAAGUUCCCGGCCGGGCCGACGAUUUUCCUUCCGACGAAUCAAGCGUGGAGCGACGCAUUCGAGGGGUACAAGAAGAGCCGCAGCAGCGGCGUGCUUUACGAAGCGCUCGACGCGGUCGCGAGCGAUCGGAUCAAGAAGGCGUUCGUUUGGGCGGGGCGUAAGAUAAACAGCACUGAGCUGUCGGUUCUGGCAGACAAGGCGAAAUCGUGCAAAACGCUCACGUCGCAUCCGAUCAGGGAGGCCGCGCGGACCGCGCUCUACAACCUGAUGUCGUUCCACACGGCGGCUUUUCAGGUUACGAUCUUGAAUCUGGAUAACCAGUGUACCGCCUCUGGCACUCCUGUCAAGACCGCGUUCAAUGGCAACAAUCUGAACUUCAAGUGCAACAGCACCGACGCUGGGUUCAUUUCCGCCUCGGACCCCCUUGCAUCCGGCGUGGCUGCUGGUACUCCGUCUGCUGUGGCAAUGAUCGACGAGCCAAAGAAGGAUUAUUUCUACGUCAAUGCGGUUGUGUUCCCCAUCAACAUUUCCUCACUGCUUGGCGCCGUUGCCACCGUCUUGCGUCUCCUCACUGCUCUGCUGGUCUUCCCCUCUGCUCUUGCCUGUGCUCUCUAG